Molecule: messenger RNA, 2457 nt
Organism: Limanda limanda (common dab)
Lineage: Eukaryota; Metazoa; Chordata; Actinopteri; Pleuronectiformes; Pleuronectidae
Product: protocadherin alpha-8-like
Exons: 1
Coding region: 1-2457 (818 amino acids)
Biological process (GO): homophilic cell-cell adhesion
Cellular component (GO): plasma membrane
Molecular function (GO): calcium ion binding
Source: RefSeq, a predicted model, not a curated record
AUGCCUGCACCACUGAGGACGUCUAUUGUUUCCUAUCUGCUGAUCGUGUUGCUGGAGUAUUGUUGGGAAGCGGAGUCUGUGCAGCUUUCCUAUUCCGUGUUCGAGGAAGUGAAUCCGGGAACAUCAGUUGGAAAUAUCGCUAAGGAUUUAAACCUCAGCCUCCAGGAUUUGGAAUCACGUAUGUUUCAGAUUGUUAGUGGGUCAAAGAGGAAAUAUUUUGAGGUGAAUGUAAAGAGUGGCGUUCUCUACGUUAAUGAAAGAAUAGACAGAGAGGAGCUGUGUGCGAAGGCCACCAAAUGCACUGUCAGUGUCGAAGCUGUGAUUAACAACCCACUGAAGCUGUAUCGCUUAGAAAUAAAUAUACAAGAUGUGAACGACAACGACCCGUUAUUCACGGAAAAGACUCAAAUUAUAGACAUAGCAGAGAAUACUCUGCCUGGAAUGAAAUUCGCGUUGUCCGAGGCCGUCGAUGCAGAUGUAGGCAAGAACACGGUCAAUGAGUUUAAAUUAACACCGAACGAAUAUUUUUCUAUCGCAACAAACAAAGGAGGAGAAAGCGUGUCGGCCGAGUUAGUUUUACAGAAGGCGCUAGAUCGAGAAAAACAGCCUGUGAUACACCUCACUGUCACCGCUAUAGAUGGAGGGACUCCGCCGAGAUCUGGUACAUCGCAGGUCACUAUACACGUUUUGGACAUUAAUGAUAACCCUCCUGUGUUUAAUAGUCCCUUGUACAAAACGCGUAUAUUUGAGAAUACGCCACUCGGAACAACGGUGAUAACUCUAAAUGCAACCGAUGCAGACGAAGGGACAAACGGUGAGAUUGUGUAUUCCUUAAGAAGUAAAGGCCAGGAUCACAUAUUGGACAUUUUUCAUAUCGACCCCAUUACGGGUGUGAUAAUGGUCAAAGCUAAUGUCGAUUUUGAGGAACACACUGCGUUUGAGAUCCGCGCAGAGGCAAACGAUAAAGCUCAGCCACCGAUGUCUGCACACUGUAAAGUGCUGGUUGAAGUAAUUGAUGUAAAUGACAACGCUCCCGAGAUAACGGUGACAUCACUGCUCAAUAAUGUAAAGGAGGACGCUGAUGUAGGCACAGCUAUUGCACUUGUCUCUGUACUGGACAAGGAUGGGGGAAGAAAUGGUGAAGUUAAAUGUAAAAUCUUGAAUCAGGUUCCUUUUAAACUAGAGACAAACUAUAAAAACUACUAUUCUUUAGUUGUUGACGGGGAUCUAGACAGAGAAAUGACCUCCUCCUACAACGUCACCAUAUCAGCCACCGAUAACGGGACCCCACCUCUUUCCAACACGAAUGUUAUUAAUGUUCACGUUUCUGAUGUAAAUGAUAACUCUCCUCGUUUCAAAGAACCUGUGGUUAAUGUCUAUGUAACAGAAAACAGUAAAGUUGGGGUAGUUAUUAAUACGGUAUCUGCAUUUGAUGCUGACAUUGACCAGAAUGGCCAGGUGCGAUAUUCAUUUCUAGAGAGUAAUACUAAUUCAGCGCCAGUGUCCACAAUGGUUAACAUCAACUCAGAGACAGGAGAUAUAAUCAGCCUGCAGUCGUUUAACUUCGAGGAGUUGAAAACGUUUCAGUUUAAAGUUCAGGCCACAGACUCUGGUGUUCCUCCGCUCAGCAGCAACGUGACUGUGAACGUUUUGAUCCUGGAUGAGAAUGACAACAGUCCUGCGGUUCUUUCUCCAUAUUCUGAGCACGGCUCCGUUAACAGUGAGAGCAUCCCCUAUUCUGCUGAAGCGGGAUACUUUGUUGCAAAGAUCAGGGCUGUAGACGCAGACUCUGGAUACAACGCGCUGCUUUCUUAUCACCUCUCUGAGCCCAAAGGAAACAACCUUUUCCGGAUCGGAACCAGCACCGGGGAAAUCAGGACUAAGAGGAGAAUGAGUGACAAUGACUUGAAAACUCACCCCUUGGUGGUGCUGGUUUUUGAUAACGGAGAACCCUCCCUCUCAGCUACUGUGUCUAUAGAUGUGGUGGUGGUCGAGAGCACAGCUGACAUCCAGACUCAGUUCAGACAUGUGCCCACAAAGGACGAUGGCUUCUCUGAUUUAAACCUGUAUCUGCUGAUCGGCAUCGUGUCGGUGUCAGUCAUCUUUCUGCUGAGCCUCAUCACUUUAAUAGCUGUCAAAUGCCACAGGACAGACAGCAGCUUCAGCAGGUACAGCGCCCCAAUGAUCACCACCCACCCUGACGGGAGCUGGUCUUACUCGAACGCUACUCAGCAGUAUGACGUCUGCUUCAGCUCAGACACGCUCAAGAGUGACGUAGUGGUUUUCCCCACACAGUUUCCGCCUGCAGAUGCAGAACUGAUCAGUAUUAAUGGAGGAGAAACAUUCAACAGGACUCAGACUUUGCCCAACAAAGACAAGGUAGGCAAUUUGUGCUGGAUGCUUGGGAAACAAAACUAUACCAAAAACAUAAGAUAUCCUAUCUGCUUAUUAUUUUAA